ACACUUCGGUUACUCAGCGCACGUGGCUUCCCGUAUAUAACGGAAAGGGCGGAGUUACUGGCAGCGGUGGCAAAACAAUUGUAAAUAAUGGAGAAUAUGACAACUCGUGAAACUUCUGUGAAGACAGCACCUUAGAAAACAACUGAAGACCGCCCCAUUUGACGUACACAUUUCAUUCAGACCAAUUAAGUUGGACGCCUUUAAUGUGAUUCUAGCCAAUCACAGUCACCCAGCUCACAGCAAACGAGCAGAAAGAAAAGAUGGCGGCGAGGAACGGGAAGAGUGGUCUACUGGAAAAAUGGAGGAUUGAUGAAAAGCCUGUGAAGAUUGACAAAUGGGAUGGUGCAGCAGUGAAGAACUCUCUAGAUGAUGCAGCUAAGAAGGUUUUGAUUGAAAAAUACGGCUACGUUGAGAACUUCAGCCUAGUUGAUGGACGUCUGUUCAUUUGCACAAUCUCCUGCAUUUUUGCCAUUCUAGCUUUAAUUUGGGAUUACCUACACCCAUUCCCAGAAUCAAAGCCAGUCCUGGCAUGCUGUAUCAUCACAUAUUUCAUAAUGAUGGGUGUUUUGACCAUGUACACCUCUUACAAAGAGAGGAACAUGUUCCUGAUGGCCAUGCAGAAAGACCAAGCUGGUAUGGACCCAGAUCACAUUUGGCAGCUCUCCUCUAGUCUAAAAAGGUUUGAUGACCAGUAUACAUUAAGAAUGUCCUUCACAGAUGGGAAAACCAAGCAGACGAGGGAGACUGAGUUUACAAAGUCUGUUGGGACAUUCUUUGAUGAGAAUGGAACGUUGGUGAUGGACCAAUUUGAAAAAAGUGCCUCAAAGCUUCAUGACACAUUGGCCACAGAGAAGAAGACAAAGUAGCGUUUAGUCUAAACUGAUGGCACCAGCCCUCUGCGGUCCAGCACUCAUGGUAACAUUGGCUCUAGUGGGACAAAACACAGAUGUUAUUCAGGCUUGUGUGCUAUCAGAGUUUAACUAUCAACUGUAACAUUACAUACCGUCAGCAUAGUGUUUUUUUUUUUUUUAUUGCUUUGUGUAUAAUCUGGUUUGUUUUUGUUUCAUGGAUCAUCUUUGUGUUCUUUCUUUUAAAUGAAAGUUCAAUUUAUACAAAUGUCUCAGUUUGACAUUCUUAUAGAAAGUUCACCCAGAAAUGAAAAUAUAUGUUUCUCUAUAAUUUACUCACCCUCAUGCUGGCUUUUGUUAUCCACGGCAGAGCGAUGCAGUUUUGGAACAACAUGAAGGUGGGUCAAUGAUGACAAGUUUAAUUUUGGGGUGAACUAUUCCUUUGAAACGAGAGAAGCCAGACAUUUUGCCUGAUAUGCUUAGAAUCAGUGUUCCUCAGUGUCAGUAUAUUUUAAGUACAUGUAAGCACUCAUUUAAACUGUAAUACUGUUGUUUUGUGAUCACAAACAGUUCCCAGUAGGCUUUUAAAUGUUGAGUGAAUAUUUACAUACAUAUUUUCAUAAAUUAAAAUUAGUUUUGGAGUAUAAUAUAUACACACACAUUUGUCCCAAGAGCCUUAUUAAAUGUGACUUUUUGAUCUUAUCAAUUUGUGCUUUUUAUGUUGUUAUGGCUUUAAAAGACACCAAAAAAGGGACUGUAUGCGUCUGUUUUGUUGCCCUCUUGGCUGCUUUUGAUACUUUUGUGUUUUGCCAUUUAAUUUUGAACAGGGAGAAUCAUUUUGUUCCUAUGUUUGGAGGUAGAAUGUGGAUUAGUUUUGACCUGUUUUUUCACAGUCGUGGAUCUGGAUUUUCUUUUUCGUUUUUGUCAUCAAAUAAUUCCAUGCAGGUUUUUGGUUUCAUUUUUUAUUUAUUUUGAAAAGGUUAAAAACAUUUGGAUGCAGAUCCAUACUCCAUAAUGUGAAAUAGGCCUACUGAAUUCCACAAAGUAGUCUUUGCCGUUUUUGUUUAGGCUAAUGAUUUUCAACCUUAGUUAUCCAUAAUGUAUGUGCCUGUUCUUCUCAAACAAACAAUAAUUAAAAAAAGUUAUAAAAUAAAAUGACAUGGCAUUUUUACAUUUGUGUUCACAUGUCUGAUCUUUUUUUUAAUCAGAACUUGGUCACAUU
This is a messenger RNA of Xyrauchen texanus (razorback sucker), 2070 nucleotides long. Its product is annotated as signal peptidase complex subunit 2-like. The record is from RefSeq and is a predicted model, not a curated record. Gene Ontology annotation, biological process: protein targeting to ER. The coding region runs from base 261 to 866 and encodes 201 amino acids. NCBI's taxonomy places the organism in Eukaryota, Metazoa, Chordata, Actinopteri, Cypriniformes, Catostomidae. The transcript has 6 exons. Gene Ontology annotation, cellular component: membrane; signal peptidase complex.